Molecule: messenger RNA, 1017 nt
Organism: Nerophis lumbriciformis (worm pipefish)
Lineage: Eukaryota; Metazoa; Chordata; Actinopteri; Syngnathiformes; Syngnathidae
Source: RefSeq, a predicted model, not a curated record
AUGGUGGCUUAUCUUGCAGUCGGUGUGAAUCCGGAUGUCAAAUAUGAGGUGCAGUACAGCAGCUACGUCAACGUGACCUCAGAUGGUUUUGUGAUCCUAAAGAGGGUUGUGAAGACCGAGUCCUUUGCAUUGCAGCUCAGAGCGGUGGACUCCACAACGGGAGAGGUUGGCACAACAGCACUUUCUGUUCAAGUCAUACCAGCUGACGCCAUACCGUCCCCUUCAAAUGUUGGCUACCGUGCGGGUGACAUGGCGCUCCUCGGGCUGGUCAUGGCAGCUCUGCUGGUCCUCUGCCUCAUUGUGAUUGGCUUCUUGAUCUCCCGCUUGUGGAAGGACAACAUAUGUGAGUGCUUGGACUGUCUGAAGUCUAAGCAGCAGCACGGCGGCCACAGAGACUCCCUGCAGUACACCAAUGACGGCUUCCAGAACGAGGCCGACGCAAGCCGCGGACGCCUGAAGAACGCCCGUACCAGAGGGAGCAGCUUCCCCCUGGCCGGGGGCCGAGUCGUCCCCCAGGGGAGACGCAACCGCCACUGCUCCUCCUGCGGCGUUUUUGCAAACCACGUCCCCAAAGGGAGCCCCUCGUUAAGACCCUCCAGGAGGGGUCGGGGGGACGGGGACGACUCCAGCUCGAGGUACAUGCUGGCCAAACAGAGGAGGAGGGAGGGACAGAAGACGGUGUGGUUCAAGGAGAGCGAGGACUCCUCGGACAUUGAGGUGGAGAUCAUCCCGGACACUGUGGGCCGAGUAGAGGAGGAGACGCAGGAGGAGCUGGAGGAGGAGUUGGUGAUGGAGGGAGUUGUCAGAGACCCUGUUGCUCCGUGCGCACAGUCUGAGGAAGGCCAACAGAGCUCCAAUCUGGAACCUGGACCUGACCAGGACCAAGGCGGUACUACUGUGGAAAAAGAGAAGGAUGGCAAUGAUCAGGAUGGCUGACAGAAUAUUUUUCUUGUUUCUCUAAUUUGGAUUCUGCAACCAAAAGCCCAGGUUUGAACAAUCCGGGACAAAGAGUCAAAA